AUGAACAGCCAUCUUCCAGACAGAGAAAUCGGGAAUCGUUCUACAGGCCAACGUGGACAACCGAAAGAGGCAUAUAUUGUCUACAGUCCCAAAUUCUGGAUUGACGCCCCAGUCCCAGAGGGCACCCCAGUCCCAGAGGAUGCUCCAGUCCCAGAGGACACCCCAAUCCCAGUCCCAGAGGGCACCCCAGUCCCAGUCCCAGAGGACACUCCAGGCCCAGUACCAGAGGGCACCCCAGUCCCAGUCCCAGAGGACGCUCCAGUCCCAGAGGGCACCCCAAUCCCAGAUGACGCUCCAGUCCCAGUACCAGAGGGCACCCCAGUCCCAGUACCAGAGGGCGCCCCAGUCCCAGUCCCAGAGGGCACCCCAGUCCCAGAGGACGCUCCAGGCCCAGUACCAGAGGGCACCCCAGUACCAGAGGACGCUCCAGUACCAGAGGACGCUCCAGGCCCAGUACCAGAGGGCACCCCAGUCCCAGUCCCAGAGGACGCUCCAGUCCCAGUACCAGAGGGCGCCCCAGUCCCAGUACCAGAGUGCGCCCCAGUCCCAGUACCAGAGGGCGCCCCAGUCCCAGUCCCAGUCCCAGAGGGCACCCCAGUCCCAGUACCAGAGGACGCUCCAGUCCCAGUACCAGAGGGCACCCCAGUCCCAGUACCAGAGGACACUCCAAUCCCAGUACCAGAGGGCACCCCAGUCCCAGUACCAGAGGGCGCCCCAGUCCCAGUACCAGAGGGCUCCCCAGUCCCAGUCCCAGAGGGCACCCCAGUCCCAGUCCCAGAGGACGCUCCAGUCCCAGAGGGCACCCCAGUCCCAGUCCCAGAGGACGCUCCAGGCCCAGUACCAGAGGGCACCCCAGUCCCAGUCCCAGAGGAUGCUCCAGUCCCAGAGGGCACCCCAGUCCCAGUCCCAGAGGACGCUCCAAUCCCAGUACCAGAGGGCGCCCCAGUCCCAAAGGACGCUCCAAUCCCAGUACCAGAGGGUGCCCCAGUCCCAGAUGACGCUCCAGUCCCAGUACCAGAGGGCACCCCAGUCCCAGUACCAGAGGGCGCCCCAGUCCCAGUCCCAGAGGGCACCCCAGUCCCAGUCCCAGAGGGCACCCCAUUCCCAGAGGACGCUCCAGUCCCAGUACCAGAGGGCACCCCAGUCCCAGUCCCAGAGGGCACCCCAGUCCCAGAGAACGCUCCAGGCCCAGUACCAGAGGGCACCCCAGUCCCAGUAAAAGAGGGCGCCCCAGUCCCAGUCCCAGAGGGCACCCCAGUCCCAGUCCCAGAGGGCACCCCAGUCCCAGAGGACGCUCCAGGCCCAGUACCAGAGGGCGCCCCAGUCCCAGAGGACGCUCCAGGCCCAGUACCAGAGGGCGCCCCAGUCCCAGUACCAGAGGACGCUCCAGGCCCAGUACCAGAGGGCACCCCAGUCCCAGUCCCAGAGGACGCUCCAGUCCCAGAGGGCACCCCAGUCCCAGUCUCAGAGGACGCUCCAGGCCCAGUACCAGAGGGCACCCCAGUUCCAGUCCCAGUCCCAGAGGACGCUCCAAUCCCAGUACCAGAGGGCGCCCCAGUCCAAGUCCCAGAGGGCACCCCAAUCCUAGUACCAGAGGGCACCCCAGUCCCAGUACCAGAGGGCGCCCCAGUCCCAGUACCAGAGGACACCCCAAUCCCAGUCCCAGAGGAUGCACCAGUCCCAGUACCAGAGGGCACCCCAGUCCCAGUCCCAGAGGGCACCCCAAUCCCAGUACCAGAGGACACCCCAAUCCCAGUACCAGAGGACACCCCAAUCCCAGUACCAGAGGACACCCCAAUCCCAGUACCAGAGGAUGCACCAGUCCCAGUACCAGAGGGCACCCCAGUCCCAGUCCCAGAGGGCACCCCAAUCCCAGUACCAGAGGACACCCCAAUCCCAGUCCCAGAGGGCACCCCAAUCCCAGUACCAGAGGACACCCCAAUCCCAGUACCAGAGGAUGCACCAGUCCCAGUACCAGAGGGCACCCCAAUCCCAGUCCCAGAGGGCACCCCAAUCCCAGUACCAGAGGAUGCACCAGUCCCAGAGGACAUCCCACUGUGGUACCAGACCCUCAAAGUGCGCCUACCCCAUGUCAACCACAAGUAA
Megalobrama amblycephala (Wuchang bream) is the source of this 2106-nucleotide messenger RNA. RefSeq names its product basic proline-rich protein-like. The transcript has 3 exons. NCBI's taxonomy places the organism in Eukaryota, Metazoa, Chordata, Actinopteri, Cypriniformes, Xenocyprididae. The record is from RefSeq and is a predicted model, not a curated record. The coding region runs from base 1 to 2106 and encodes 701 amino acids.